Molecule: messenger RNA, 2244 nt
Organism: Rhizopus microsporus ATCC 52813
Lineage: Eukaryota; Fungi; Mucoromycota; Mucoromycetes; Mucorales; Rhizopodaceae
Product: OPT superfamily oligopeptide transporter
Exons: 2
Coding region: 1-2244 (747 amino acids)
Biological process (GO): transmembrane transport
Molecular function (GO): oligopeptide transmembrane transporter activity
Source: RefSeq, a predicted model, not a curated record
AUGAGCCUAGAGACUGAUGUACAGGCUUCGGUCUAUAAAAAGUCGCUAAAUAGUGAAUCAUCAUUGGAGAAAGCCUCAGUUGAAGUUGCAUCAAUUGAAGAUUCACCUAUUGAAGAAGUCAGAGCAAGUAUUCCUCCCACAGAUGAUCCUUCAUUACCCACUGCAACAUUCAGAGCUUGGAUUUGGGGUAUUGUUUUCUCUGCUGCCAUAUCAUUUACAAAUCAAUUCUUUUGGUUCCGAGCAAAUCCUUUGACAAUCAAGGUCAUUGUAGUUCAAUUGUUAGCCUUUCCAGCUGGCAAAUUAUCAGAAAAGAUCCUUCCUAACUAUGAAUUCGCUUUGGGUCGAUUCAGAUUCAACUUAAAUCCUGGUCCAUUCAAUGUCAAGGAACACGUCUUGAUCACUGUUAUGGCUAACGCAGCAGCCACUUCAUUUGAUGCUAUUGAUAUCAUUGUCGUUCAAAAGUUAUAUUACAACCAGGAUUGGGGAUUCGGUGGUGGUAUUCUGCUGGUACUCACCACCAGUUUGCUUGGUUUUGGUUUUGCUGGCGUUCUUCGACGAUUCCUUGUGCGUCCUGCAUCCAUGGUCUGGCCAAUCAAUCUUGUCAACGCUACACUUUUCCACACACUUCAUAAAGAGGUACCCAAAGAAGUUGCAGACGCUGAAGCACUGACUCCCGGAUUGAAAUUGAGUCGUAACAAAUUCUUUUUGAUUGCCUUUACUGCCUCUUUCUGCUGGUAUUUCUUCCCUGGUUACAUUAUUCCCGUGUUGACAUCCAUUUCUUGGAUUUGUUGGAUCAAGAAAGAUUCAAUCCUUGUAUCUCAAAUCGGUAGUGGUGUAAACGGCCUUGGUAUUGGUAGUUUCACUCUGGAUUGGAGUCAGCUUGCUGCAUGGUAUCCUAGUCCUCUUGCCAUUCCUUGGGUUGUUCAAGCAAACAUGCUCGCAGGCUUCGUCUUUUUCAUCUAUAUCUUGGUCCCCAUCAUCUAUUACACCGACACCUGGGAAAGUAAAAAGUUUCCUUUAUACAACACUCAUCAAUAUGACAUAUAUGGUGCUCCAUUUAACCGUACACGCGUGCUUACUCCUGAGCAGUUCCUCAAUGAAACAGCCUACGAGGAAUAUUCUCCAAUUCGUAUCACUGGAUUUUUUGCUAUCUGUUACGGACAAGGUUUAGCUGCCCUAGGUGCAAUUAUCACACACACCAUUCUCUAUAACGGUAAGGAUAUUUGGAGACGACUCAAGAAUGCACGUCAAGGAGACGACGACAUUCAUGCGCGAUUAAUGGACAACUACAAGGAAGUGCCUGAUUACUGGUAUGCUGUCUUAUUUGUCAUUGCUCUUGGCCUUAGUUUUGCCACGAUUAUUCAUUGGCCAUCAGAUAUUCCCUGGUGGGCAUUGAUCAUUGCUGUCGUGCUUGCUUUUGUCUGGUUACUGCCUAUUGGUAUCAUUACUGCCAUUACAUCACAAUCUCCAACUAUUUCUAUGAUUACGGAAUGGGUCUAUGGUGCCAUUCGUCCCGGUCACCCAAUUGGUAACAUGAUUUUCAAGACUUAUGGUUACAUCACUGUGCGUCAAGCUCUCUUGUUUGCUCAGGAUCUUAAACUAGGUCAUUAUAUGAAAAUUCCACCACGUGAAAUGUUUACGUUCCAAGUAGUCGGCACCAUCAUUGCCUCCUUUAUUUCUCUUGGAACAACCAACUAUCUGAUGAACUCCAUCCCAAAUAUCUGUACAAAGGCAGCUUACCCUUGGACAUGUCCUAACGCUGGUCUCUUUGGUGCAUCCUCCGUUAUCUGGGGCUUGAUUGGUCCUAACCGAUUCUUUGCUCCUGACUCUUUGUAUCAUGGCAUUGCCUUCUUCUUACUGGCCGGUUUCUUACUUCCCAUUCCAUUUUAUUUGCUGAAGAAAAAGUAUCCCAACUCUUGGGUUCGUCAUAUCAGUAUUCCUGUAGUCAUGUUGGGCCCAACUCCCUAUCCACCAGCACCUACUAACGUUGCUACGACAUGGGCGUUUGUUGGAUUCAUUUUCAAUUUCUUCAUCAAGAGACGUGCCAAUGCAUGGUGGAAAAAGUACAACUAUGUCUUAUCUGCUGCCCUUGAUUCUGGUGUUGCCAUCUGUGCCAUCGUUAUCUUCUUUGCUUUCCAAAACACUGAAAUCAAGUUCCCAACAUGGUGGGGUAAUAGCGGAGGCUCUGUAGAUCAAUGCCCACUUGCUACCACUAAUUGGACAGGUGUAGAUGUGUAUGCAUAA